AUGUCUCACUAUCAAGAAGAUUUUGCGGCUAUAUUUAAAAUGGCGAACAAGAAUGCUAAUGGAACGUUGACUUUGGAAGAGCUAUCCAGCCAAAUGAGAGCUUUUGGUUAUCGCAACAUUGAUAAGCCACUGGAGAUUUACUUUUCUAGACUUGGUGCUGACAGAUAUGGAAUCAGUCUUGAACAGUUUUUGGGAUCGAUGGACUGUGCGCCACAUCAACUGCACAGAGCGGCGUAUUUGAGGCGAGUUUUCAGAGAGUACGACAAGGACGGCAAUGGGAAGUUGGAUAGGAGGGAGUUCCAUGAUAUUUGCUCCAAGCUGGGAGAACGAUUGACCAAAGAAGAAACUGAAGUUGUCAUGAUGGUCUUAGAUAAGAACCUGAAUUCCUACAUUGAUUUGGAAGAAUUCAUCAGCGCUAUCAACCACAAAGCUGUUAAUUAG
Molecule: messenger RNA, 441 nt
Organism: Helobdella robusta
Lineage: Eukaryota; Metazoa; Annelida; Clitellata; Rhynchobdellida; Glossiphoniidae
Exons: 4
Coding region: 1-441 (146 amino acids)
Cellular component (GO): cytoplasm
Molecular function (GO): calcium ion binding
Source: RefSeq, a predicted model, not a curated record